AUGGCGGAACUGGCAGCGGCGGAAGGGCCGCCGCGGGGCCGCACACCCAGUCCGGGCCCCGGGGGAGUGCCGGGACCGCCCAGCCCUCGCUCGGCCGCGCCGGGUUUCUCCGGCGCUAUGCUGAGCCCGAGUCCCGCCGGUGCGGCCCGGCCGCCCUCCGCCUCCAAAUGGGUGCGGCUGAACGUGGGCGGAACGUACUUCGUGAGCACCCGACAGACGCUGUGCCGGGAGCCCAAGUCCUUCUUGUGCCGCCUCUGCUGCCAGGACGGGCCCGAGCUCGGCUCCGACAAGGAUGAGACAGGAGCGUAUCUCAUCGAUAGAGAUCCCACAUAUUUUGGUCCAAUACUGAACUACCUCCGACAUGGGAAGCUCAUCAUAAACAAGGAGCUCGCAGAAGAAGGGGUACUGGAAGAAGCUGAGUUUUACAACAUUGCGUCGCUUGUGCGGCUGGUGAAGGAGCGGAUACGGGAUAAUGAGAACAGAACCUCUCAAGGACCUGUGAAGCAUGUAUACAGAGUCCUUCAGUGCCAAGAGGAAGAGCUCACACAGAUGGUGUCCACCAUGUCUGAUGGGUGGAAAUUUGAACAGCUAAUCAGCAUUGGAUCUUCAUAUAACUAUGGAAAUGAAGACCAGGCAGAAUUCCUCUGUGUUGUGUCUAGGGAACUCAACAAUUCUACCAAUGGCAUUGUCAAAGAGCCCAGCGAGAAGGCAAAGAUUCUUCAAGAGCGAGGAUCUCGGAUGUAAUUCAAGUGUCCACUCCUCUAGAACUCCCAGAUGUCAAAAGGGCAAUCUAGUUGGACAGAGCAUGUCUCCACAAUGCAAACUUGCCCCUGUACAGUAACCAAGCUAAUGCAAAGCAAAGCCAAGCCUGUCCUGCCAGUUAUGAGUAAUUCUAGUCCUAACCAAAGGCUUUCCUUCUAUUCUGGAGAACAAGAAAGGACAAAACUCUUCCAGGUGGAUUUCAGUCCGUUCCACAAGUAUUUGUUUUAUUUUUUGGCCAGUGCUGUACUGAAUUUUUCCAACAACAGCUGUGCUGGAUUCCCAGUUGGAUUCUUUGCAAAGGUUGCUUAGGUCCACACAGCCUUGUGGUCAGUCCUACCUUACACAGGCUGCCAUGGGUGGAAAGGUGUGUUUGACCUGUGCCUAUGUCUACAACCAUCAGAACAGUGCAGAGAUCUUGCAGUGCUCCCUCCUGAUCAGCCAGUCCCCCACAGAUCAGAACAGGGCUUUAAAAGAAGGAGCAAAGAAGCUACUUGUAAAAAACAGUUUUUUUCAUUCUUGCUUUGUAUUUGUUCCUUGUACAAUUCCUAGGAGCUGAGCUUCGCUAAUAAGGGGAGCGGAGUUACACGUGCAUCUAACACAGGUCUUGCUGUUAGCACUAUCAUAUAUGGGCUCCUGGCGUUUUCCAAAGCCCAUUUCUUCUCAUGCAUGCAAACAGACCUGUGUUCACCUAGAACAGUGACAGAAUAAUGGUUCUGUCCUGUAUACCUCUCUGUUGAAGAAGAAUGGUGACAUCUUCCCCUUCGACACCUUGCCAUGACCAUAUAUCUUAGCCUGGUGCAAAAUCACAAGGUUAGGGACUUGUUCCAGCCAAGUUCAGCUUUGCCUUGUAUCCAGCAGCAUGGGCUCUGUCACCUGCCUUUUCACCAAGGGAGGACUGUGGGCAGAACUUCUUUUGUACUGUAGCAAGCAGGUAGGUUUGAUUUUACCCACGGGACUUGUUACAGAGGAGAUCCGCUAUUUACAUACAGUGAUUUAACUGCAUCUUCCCUCAUGUCCCCAACCUUUAAAGAGAUCAGCUCAAAUUACACAGGGGCAUCAAGAGCUGGGGGUGUGGGGCGUGUGAAAAGUUGCCAAACUGUUGUAAUAUAUUUUGUCCAAUGUGUCAACUUCUGUGACUUUUUUUGAAUGCCUUGGAUAGAUGUGCAAAAUGUUCGUUUGUGCCUCUCUUGAACUCUAAUCUUAGCCAAAUUGCAGUCACUGUUUCCUCUAUGUUAAGCUGUGCCAUCCCUAACCAAGGGCAUGUCCCUCCUAGUCUGGUAAAUGAAAUUUCUUAGGAAUUUGCUGCUGUGCAUUUUUCUCCUUUCGUCCCUGCUUUGUUCUUGUAGCCCACGUGUCCCGGCACUUAGUUUUUCUUGAGUCAAAUCCCAAACUAAUGCUACAUGCAAAGCUUUGGAGAUGUUGGAAUUUGCAGACAUGGAUGAGCACAGAGCAGAUGAUUCUCAAUAAGGUAUCAGAAAUUCCUCCCCUGGUUUGAGGAGUUUGGUUCUUUUACGGAAAAAGUCAGCUACCUGUGGUCUCCUUAUGGUGUUGAGAUGGAAAUAGGAAGGUCACCUGUUUUAUCACUUAUUGCUGGCAGGGCCUAAGGAUAGCAAAAUGUUACCAAAGGUCUGACAGCCAGUUCAGUAAACAAGGCGUACAGCAAAGGCACAGAGCAACACAGCUGCACUUGGCCUCUUGGUACAUACUCGUGCCUGUCCUUUUCCAUCCUUUGCCAAUGUUCCAUGCUUUCACUGGAGGCUUUGCCUCAUUCACAAGAAUUGCCAGUCAGUUAUCCAUGCCAGCUCAGUCCUGGUAACAACAGACCACGCCAAAUGUCUUUGAAUUCACAUUCUGUCAGUUACAGGCUGUUGAAACACAGCUGGCUUGCCAUUGUGCUGAAGAACCCAGCUCUCCUCCUUCCCUCCAUCUUCCCCAUUUAUAAUGUAGUGAGAUGGUAUUGGUGUGAUUAGACCAUACAGCUUGGCUGGGCCUAAAUAACACUGUGGUAUUAUAGAUAUCUCUCCUCUGCCAGUAUCUUGUAGUCUCAGUCAUUGUGCUCUCAGCUGAGAAAUCAAGAAGAAUCAUCGUAAUGCAAGUUAACAGCCUGAAAAGCCCUCUAAUUCUCAUAUUCAUUUAUGUUCUCUGCCUUCCUUGGAGGAGGGAGUUUCUGGAAACUGGAAGGAAAUACCAGACUGAAGGUGACAGGGACUGGGUGAGCUGCAUCUGUCACAUCGGCGCCAGCUGAACACCUCAAACUCACAGCAACACUAAUGAGCUCACCUGAAGGGAGACAUUUGGGGGUUGGACUCGAUGAUCUCUGGAGGUCCCUUCCAACCCCUACAAUUCUGUGAUUCUGUGAUUCUGGCCAGUAUAGUUCAACCAGGUAAAAGCAAUACCUUGUUCCAAAAUGCCAUACAUGGUGAAGCCCACGAGAGAUUGCCUCACGCAAAAGCGAUAGCAUCACUCCCUGCUGAGCCACAGAGAGCAAAAAAAAAAAACCACCACAAAAAAAACCACCAUCGUCAGCUGAGCAGAGCUGCUUUUUAACUCAUCCAUGUGAAAGACUAUCAAGGCUGCACCUUGGAUCUCCCCUCCACACUGCUCUCUGCAGCAAGGGCUUGUCAGUGUAUUCGAGUCUCCUUGGCUUCGGUUGCACAGGCCUUCAGUUCAACAGAGUUGACAUACAAAACCAGUCUGUUCCUGAAUAGCCCUUACUGUUGAAUGAUACUUAGGACAAGGCACAAAGAUCAUGAAGAUACGAUCCCAGGGGAGGAUUUCUUCUCCCCUGAUAGUGCUAAUGACCUGUACCCCAGACCAAGGGCCGCUCAGCAUGAUGUACCAGCUGCAUCUCUAUUUGCUCAGCACAGGGCUUUUCCUUCUGUUACCUUUUACUCACUCACAAUUAUAUCAAAACUAACAAUGAAGAUGAAAUUUGCCCCAUUGACUCUAAGGUAGUAUGCUGUGAGAAGGGGGAGAGGUACUGGAUAUCUAAGAGUGUUUGUACCUCUUGGGAGAGUUCACCUCAAAGCAUUAGUCCUGGGAAUGGAAAGUGUGACGUUUGGGUUUUGGUUUUUUUUUUUAGGUUUUUCCAGUGGCCUGGUUGUUCUAUUAUGGCAAGGCUGGAAAUAACCUUUUACAGUGUCUUUGUUUCUGCAUAUUUUUAAAUAGAUUUUCUCAGGGGUGACUGAGUGGGCUGAGGCAGAGGGGGCAGUGAGAUGGAGCAGACCCCAGCCCUGCAGCUGGGCUGUGGGCUCCUCCUUUGCCUGCAAAUCCAGAGGUUCUGUACAGUUUGUCACCUGUCAGUGCCCUUUGCUACUGUUUCUCUUUGUUUAUUAAAUGUGUUUGAAUAACAGUUGAGAUGCUGCAAUUAAUUUGUUUUUCCAAUAAAGAUUCUGAAAUGGGUUUGAAGCAUA
This is a messenger RNA of Lagopus leucura (white-tailed ptarmigan), 4175 nucleotides long. It is a transcript of the gene KCTD2, whose product is annotated as potassium channel tetramerization domain containing 2. Gene Ontology annotation, biological process: protein homooligomerization; proteasome-mediated ubiquitin-dependent protein catabolic process. Gene Ontology annotation, molecular function: cullin family protein binding. The record is from RefSeq and is a predicted model, not a curated record. Bases 1 to 744 code for a protein of 247 amino acids. NCBI's taxonomy places the organism in Eukaryota, Metazoa, Chordata, Aves, Galliformes, Phasianidae. Gene Ontology annotation, cellular component: Cul3-RING ubiquitin ligase complex; cytoplasm. The transcript has 6 exons.